CGCGACUUUGAAUGCGACUGCCAAUUCAAUGUACAGAGUACUGCUAAGGUGUAUCUGCGAUGCCUGCUGGCCUGUGAUCCAUCCUCAACCGCAUCUGCAUCUGCGUCUGUGUCCUGCUCAACUCAACAACACGCACCCUCGACCGAUCCUCGUCUCAGCAACGAACAACAACAGCAACAGCCACCCCUCUCCUCGAUUGACAUUGGUACCUCCAAUGACACUCUCCGCGGAUUGCUAGCAUCCAUCGCACGCGGCCCAGAAAAUACCAACAACGAAUCUUCCCCGGGACACCGAGACACCGAGCGACAAACGCGACUUCUCGAGACAUGGAAGUGGGUUGACUGGCACUGCUCCGACGUUGAUGUUAGCAGCUUCGGCCUGCUGUAGUUGAAGCAUCGCGCGACAACCACUACCGACAUCAUGCCGACAGACGGCGAACCGAAUCCAACGCCAACGGAAACGCCGAGUUUCAAUGGCACCUUCCUGGCAUACCUGAUCAUCUGCGGUGCCCUUGCCGUCUUCUUCCUCCUCUACUUCAACCGAGCCUUCGGAUCGCUACUGUCGUGGGGCAUACGAACGUACACUUGGCACCGCUAUCGUGUUUACAUCGACAUACAGGCACUCCAGGUCUCUCUCCUCGGGGGGCGCAUAUUCUUCACCGGCCUGCGAUACCACGGCAACAAUGAAACAUUUCUUAUCCAGCAUGGCUACGUUACCUGGCGAUAUUGGCUGCGACGGGUACGGGAGGUAGAUAUCAAAGCCUCGGCGCAGCAGCAAGCCGAGCAAGCAUCUUUAGUUACCAACGGGAGGCACUCGAACUUACCGUGCCGGGUGACCAUGUCCCUGGUUGGCCUGGAAUGGUUCGUCUACAACAGAAGUCCGGCCUACGACAGCGUCUUGGCUGGACUGAAAGAACCAACGGUAACUGCCGAGAACGUGACGACGGCCUUUGAGUCAAAAGAUGAGAGUGCUUCUCUAAGAAACCGAGGACAGAGGACCUCUGAAAAAUCAGAUCCGUCUCACGACUCUGCACCACACGAAAAGGAGAGCUCCGGCGCCGCCCUGUUGUCGAGACUAGGAAACACUUUCGGCCAUCGGGAAGCGUCGUCUAGCCAGCCGAGCACACCCUCUGAUGUGCCAGCAGAGCGCGACAACGCUGUCCAGUCGGAUUCCGAUCUUCCGUUCCUUCUCCAGCUCUUCCCCAUCUCUGUGACAUGCCAAAAGGCGGCUGUGGUUAUGGGGAAUGACAACACCAAGGCUAUCCUGAUUGUCAAAGCUGAUGGCCUUUCGGGAGAAAUAGAUGCCUCCAAGACAUCCACCCCGGAUCCGUACAAGCAGACCUUCAAGAUCAAGUUCCAGCACCCCAUUGUAGAAAUGAGGGAGAAUGACGAUUUCAAGGAGGAUCAAGCGUCGAGGGCAAGCCGCGAGAAAGUGGCUGCGCAGGAACCCAGCCCCACGUACAAGACCUCUUUUUUCCGGAGACACCGACGCCGCGCACUUGGAACAUUGCGGAAUCUCGUACCGUACUGGAGAAAAUCCGUCGAAUCCUUCUCGGUAGGCUCGCGAAGCCCAAUCACUACCGCCGUGUCGCAAAUCCCAGGCUCCAGUCAUUGGCAAGGCCUAGCUCGCUAUCUGGACGAGGAUGAACAAGAUUCGAGGCUUCGAUGGGCGGGUGUCGAAUACGCUGCCGAAUCUACAGUGGUGGACAGUCCAGAGGCAACAUUGACCAUCUACUGGGAUGUCGUGGGCAAAGUGACGUCUGAAGCCGCCAACAGACGCUCCAAGGAAAACGUGGUGACAUACAUCAACGGCGACGAAGCUCCCGCGUGGGGCAUGAUUCUUGCCAUCAAGGGCGGAGUGGUAAACUACGGACCCUGGGCCGAUCGUCAGAGGGCGGACCUCCAGCGUGUCUUUGUUCCCAGCUUGUCCAAGGACGCAGUUCCGGCAACCCCUCUGGCCGUGGGUGAAUAUCGAGUACCCACUCAAUUCAAAUUGUAUGUCGAGUUGGAUGACGAAGUGACCCUUCGAAUACCCAUCCGAGAAGACUCUAAGAACUGGAAAUGGAAAGGCAAGGAGCCCCCUAUGAAGGCUCCUCCGCCGCCGCAGAAGCGAAAGCAGAGGAACCGUGCAAAGAAGAACAGCAAGACUGACGCUGCGCCCAUUCGUCCGGGGGGCUGGCUUGAUUUCAUCGUGCCCGGCAACGCCACAAUAUCCUUCACCAUGGACAUGCUUGCCAGCACAACGGGAUACCAGAUGAAGCUUGAUGUCGACUUGCCUAGCACCGAGCUCGCGACCAGCGUCAACCACGAGCUCCUCUGGCGCUCAGGACCACAACGCAUAUCUUGUGAUCUGUCGACCCCACUCAAAUGGAACUCUCUAAGGUCAUGGUACUUCAACAUCAUCUCUGAAGACAUGGAGCUCUUCAUACUUAGAGACCACAUCUUCCUCCUGAUAGACUUGGUCGACGACUGGGCCUCGGGGCCUCCAGCCGAGUAUCUGGUGUUCACUCCUUUCAGAUACUACCUCAACCUUGACCUACGCAACGUAACUUUGUACUUGAACGUCAACGAUGGAAACAUCAUCAACAAUCCCACCGACCUCGAAGACAACGCCUACAUUGUAGCAAAAAGUCCGUCUCUUGUUGCAAAGGUCUGCGUUCCCAUCGACAAGUAUCGUCCUAGCUUGAAUGCCGUCUCGUUUGCCCUUGGAUCUGAGGCAUUCUCCUUGUGGCUUCACGUCCCGCCUUGGAAUACUCAGGGCACCUUUAUCGCCUCAAAGGAGAUAGGUCACGGGGAGAACUUUGAGGCUGACGGAAAGUAUCAUUACAACGCCACAACGGCACCGUCCAACAUUGACACCUUGGAACUGAACCUUAGCCUGCAGUCGCCCACGGCAACGCUAUACGGCUUCAUUAUCCGCUACGUUAUGAAACUGAAGGACAACUACCUCGGUGACGAUAUUCACUUCAAAACACUUGAGGAGUAUCAGGACCUUUUACGACUGAAAGAACGCAAUCCUGACGCGGAGCUGGCCAAUCGCCCGCCCCCAAAGAAGACCAAUGAUUUGGACGUGAUCCUGGGUAUCAAGAUUGAUGACCUCCGCCUCCUACUGCCUUCGAAUCUGUAUUCCAGCCAGCGACAUGUCCAAAUCGAAACCGCCGGUCUCUCGCUCGACCUCCGAUUCACCAACUACUACAUGGACUUACAGGUUAACCUCAACCCCCUCAACCUCUCCCUAGGGACGACGGAGUCGGGCAUGGAAACACCGAUUAGUGCCGUGUCUAGCACGCAGUUGUUUAUCGACGGUUUGACAAUCUAUGGUCACCGUCUCUUUGGCCUGCCCCCAGCCGAGCCAACCUACCUUUGCAACUGGGACAUCUCCGUCGGCACUGUUUCGGGAGAAUGCUCUACCGAUUUCCUGGCCGCCCUAAUGAGCGCAGGCAAAGCAUUUGCGUUCGAAUUUGACGAUGAUGAGAAUGCGCUGAUCCCGCUGUCGUCCAUCAUCGUGUACGACGUGACCUUUUUACGGGUAGCUGUUGAGGCUGUUCGAGUCUGGUGCCAUGUGGAUGAAGCAGCCUUUCUGUUCUCGGCCGGUGCUCUCGAUGUCAAAUUCAACGACUGGGCGCGCACGCACUACUCCAGACGAGCUGAUAUCAGGGUUCCUGACGUUCAGGUUUCGUGUGUCAAUUCAGAAUCAGCAAUGAGGCACAGGUGGAAAUCCCACCAUGGUGUCGAGACCGAUGCCUUCUUGCAAGCCUCUAUCCGCGUGGCAAUCAUCGGAAGGAAGUUACACUUUUCCGAGGAGCGCAAGUUGCAGCAGGAGCUCAUUCGUCGCGAGGAUCAAAGGACUGGGCGCACCGAGUUUCUGCUUCUGCCUGGGCUUCUGGAGGAGACGCUCACCGAUCAGCUCGAUCCGCCCGCCCAAGGCUUCCCACCGGUUCCCAAUCCAACGGUAUUGGAUGUUGCCCAGGGUGACCAAAGAUCCAUUGACAGUCGAUCAACGUUCAGCGCCUCUCGGCAACUUCGUCACAAGAGUUCGUUCUUGUCCAUAGCCACCACUUCAAGCACUAGUAGUGUAGUGCGGCCACGAAGCUCUGUGAGAUCACGGGCGAAGUCUAGGCAGUCGGACUUCCUCUAUCCCGGCAGCCCGGAAGCUACGAACCGAGGAUCGCAACACCAGCGAGACGUUUCUACAUCGACCGGCCGCCACUCCGCGUUUUACAGUGCCAUUGGCGACUUCCGAGAUGCAAGCCACCACUCGUCUGUGGCUUUUUCGAGUCAGUUCUACACCCCGCCGUUUCCUCUGGAGGGCAUUCGGCCCAAUACGUCCGAAGCCGUCAUGCAAAGCAUCGAAGAGGAUGACAAUACGUCCGCCUUUGGCUUUCCAGAGUUCAGCCUGGACGAAAUUGAUGCCGAAUCUUUGCCCGAGGAUCGUGCUCAUAAUAGCAUCAUUGUCGAGAUUCCAACCGGCGUCACUGCGUUCCUGAAUCCCUCCGCUGUCAAGAACGUGUCAUUGUUGCUUGCUGCUCUACAACCGAGUGAGCCAGACAAUAUUCUCGACAGCCUGCAAAUUUCCUCAAUGACCGACAUUUUCGACUUGCAGAAGAAGAAGAAGAUUCCCGGUGAAAUCACAGACGUACUUCUCAGGGUUCCGAAAGCCAACAUCAGGUUUUUGAAUGCUUCCACCAUCGACCGCCUCGACCCCGGCGGGGAGGAACAGGACCAGUAUGAUGUGACAGUAUCAAAGCUGUCGCUGUGUCUUCGAUCCACGGAUGUCUGGGAGAAUCCAGCGGAGCCGGUGAAGAGCAACAAACGAACAUCGGUUCAACUGAAGCUCGACUCUGCCGAGGUCUCCGCGUCGGAACGGCUUUCGGGUGCCGAAGAAAACCAGGCAGCCUUCAUGGCCCAAAUUGAGAGCGUGAUGCUUUCGCUGGGUUCGAAGGAUGUCACUUAUAUUGACGCAGAUAUUGGCAGCAUCAAGAGUAGUACCGCAUCGGAAAAGAUCGAGUACCUUGCAUCGCUCAUCCACAGGACCGGGGUUGUUGCUUCAGAACUGGGGGAGGUGCUGGGGCAGACAAUGUCCAGGCACGAGAAUCGAGUCAGAUAUUUCGUCCACCGUCUCAUGGCAGAGGGACAUUCAGUCGGCGACCCUUCGUUCUUGACACGCCCGUCGGCAGUCUUGAGAUCUGCCACUGAGCAUCUGCGAACCUUUGACUCUUGGAAGAUGACGGCAAGACUUCGCCAGAUAUGGACACACAUGCCGGCAAACUUCAAGGACGACCUGCAACUCGAUUGCCUUUCUGGAUCGGUAUCUCCGCCUUCCGAUGCCUCGCAACGGGUCAUCGAAGCUUUCCAACGAUGGCGUAGCUGGGACUUAUACAACGUGGCUGAUUCGUCGUUGAUCAAGAACGUCUUCGGGACAGUGAAGGCCGACGGCAAAUCUGAAUCGCCUGACCUCCCGAUCUUGGCGGCGCUCCGGCUGAAGGAUGUGCAGCUACUCCUGGACCCGGGCCCCAAGGAGAACAGGAUCGUGUUUGCCGAUUUGACGACACGACUGGAGAAGAAGACAGCGCCCCAGUCCAGUGCCACGGAGACGAGGCCGAAAAACACGACUGUCUUGAACAUCUACUGCGGGGAGGCAGCUGUCAUGCUCAACUGGGAGCUGUGCGAGCUUGCUGAAGACGUUCUCCGCCUCUACAACAAAUCCAACCUAGCAACCAAACAUCGUUCGGAUCCUAAGGAGGACGCGUCAGUAAACAAACCGAAGUCCCAAGAUACCAUCCAUGUUGUACUGGCGGUCGGACGAGGCUCAGUGGAGCUGGAUACUGUCAACCUCAGCGCCACGUCACUGGGUCACAACAUGAAGGCGUCUUGCUUGCUUGACGGCUAUGAGAAAACUGGAUCAUCCAUUAACUUCAUCCUCAGCUGCGAUGCCGUGACGUCGCGAUUGCACCAUCGAUCCGAGCUAUUGGGCAUGUUCCAGCUCAGAGACCCGAGCGUCAUUGUGUCUCAUGAGCUUCUCGAGACAGAGACGACAUCAUGUCACACAAUCAAAUCAACGGCCAGCAGUCGCACCUUCACUCUAGCAGUCAAGAAGGAUCCCCUGUAUUUGAUUGAGGUUGUUGACUCUCUAGUCAAAGACGAAUUGACGCAGAUCCACAAGCUCCAGAGACAGCUCCCGGAAUCGCCAGCACCCCCGCGUAGAAAUAGCGUUAAGAUCGCCGAACGUCUCUCGUCGUUCCGAGUUAACAUCGCGAUGUUUCUAGACGAGUACCGUAUCAGCGUGCCGUUGCUGCAGUCUAUGACUUACAACAUCUCAGGUGUUGUGUCGCGAGCAGCGGUGGCCGCCAACUUUGGAAAGGAGCUCAUUUUUGACUUUGAUGUCAAGGAGAACUCCCACGAGAUCCGGAUGGAUGUUAGAAACCAACCACGCAGCAUAUCGCUUCUUCGAAUCCCACCGACCAACGGUCGGAUUGUUAGUCACAUGGGGCCAGGGGAGCACUCUGUCUCCGUGUUCGGUUCGGUUGAGCUGAUGCAGCUGGACGCCUCCGCCGUGUACAGUCUGUUGACGGCUUUGAACCGACCGCAGAUAUCAAGCGCCAUCAGCGAGCUACAAGAAGGCACAAAAGCGAUUCAGGGGCAUAUGAGUGACAUUUUUGGCGACACAGCGUCCCUCAAAGAAACACCGCCGUCAGAGCCGGCGUCGAACCUGGUCUAUACCGUUCACCUCACUCUGGCCGGCAUCGAGGUCUUUGGAAAUACGCCCCUCGUCUCGGAGAAGGAUCCUACCGCGUGCCUGUCCUUCAAACUCGAUAGAGUCCAUCUGGAAGUUGCCAAUCGCCGCGAUGGCCAAGGUCCCAUUUUGGCACAGCCACAGUUGCAUAUCAACCUGCGCCAGAUCCUGAUUGAUGUACAGAAGGGCAGGGAUGGCACCAUGCGAUCGUGCGGCAGCCUUGCUCUGGGUGCUCUCAUCUCGGCCAACACGCGAUACACGGAAGACGGCAAAGAAGAGAGGUCGUUCAAUUUCAGAAGUGACGGACUGGAGAUCAACCUGUCGCCAGAGACCGUUUCGACCGUGGUUGCCGCCUUGGGAUACAUGGGCGAUAAGAUCAAAGACCUCGACACGUCACGCGAGCUCGAGUAUCUGCGUAAGAUCCGGCAAACAAGGCCGCGAAUCGCCAUCAACGAUCAGGAAGAAGCGGAGGAGCCCGACAUCAUUGAUUCCUUCUUGUCUUCCAUUGUCUACCGCUUCGAGGUGCGCGACACGCAAAUUGCCUGGCUCGUCGGCGAUCCCUCGGAUGACUUGCUUCCAUUGGCGAGCAGCAAAGAAGAUCUCAUCCUGUCGGUGCAGCUUGUCAGUUUCGGAACGCGCCAGACCAAGUCAGCCAGGCUCACAAUCGAGAACUUCCAGCUUCAGAUGGUCCCGCCUGGUCAGGACAAAAGCCUCAGGUCUCUUCAUUCGGCGUUACUCCCCGAAGUCAUCUUCAACAUUGCCUAUGUUUCCAAUCCGCACACUCGUAGUCUUGCGUUCCAAGCAGUUGGCAAAUCCCUGGAUCUUCGCUUGACAUCGGGCUUCAUCAUCCCCGCCGCGAUCCUCAAAGACUCCAUUAGCCUCUCGAUACAGAACGUGCAGAGAGCCUCCCAGAACUGGAGCACGGGGAUUGUGCCGGCCAAGGUCGAAAAGGUGGACAAAAUCGAAGAGCCGACUCCACCACAAAGAAGCAUACUUGGUACGAAGCGUUUGGAGUCUCUGUUGGUCGACGCAGACUUUUCCGGUGCCGUUGUGUAUGUUUCGGGCAAAAAACAGCCAAUAGAUGGAUUGCGCGGCAACCCCAGAACCGGUCGACCGUCUCUGGCAGGCAAAUACGGCCAGUUCAGCACGGAUGACACCGGCAGCAGCACCGUUCUCCGAUCACCAGGUUUGGCCUGGAAACUUGAGUACCGAGACAACGGACACGAGGACCCCUCACUGUACGGCGAGAUCAAGAUUGAUGCCUCGAGCAACGUCCUGUACCCAUCCGUUGUGCCACUCAUCAUGGACAUGACGACCAGCGUCAAGGAAGUAGUAGGCAAGGAUAAAGAUACGCCGGCUGCCGCGCAGAUGCCUGCCGCCACGAAGCCGAAGCCUGGCAACGAGGAUAACAUCCUCACGGCCGAUCCGAACGUAGUCAUUGGACGUUUGAAGCUGAACCUGGGACUCCGAAUCUGUCGCCAAGAGUUCUCGCUAAGUUGCCAGCCCAUUGCACGUGUUGCGGCAACAACAUGCUUCGAAGACAUUUACUUUACCGUAAACACUGUGCGUUCGCAAGAACAAGGCAAUUUCUUCUCCAUUUCCGGCGCCUUCUCCAAGCUACAGGCAUCAGUCCAGCACGUCUACUCUCGAGAGUCGACGGGUAGCUUCGACGUCGACUCGAUCGUGCUGUCUUUGAUGAACAGCAAACACGUCAGCGGAACGAGCGGCGUAUCUGCCAUACUCAAGGUCAGCCCGAUGACUGUCUCGAUCAACGCCAAGCAACUCCAGGACUUCUUGCUAUUCCGCGAAAUCUGGUACCCCACCGAGCUGCGGAACACGUCGACAGCUCCAGUCGCCAAGAUGAACACGGAGGCUUCACAGGGCCACUUGGUGCAGCGGUAUCAACAGGUGGCCGCCACAGCAGCGUUCCCGUGGACGGCCACCAUAUCGAUCACGUCUCUCGAUGUCAGCGUUGACAUGGGCCAGGCGAUUGGCAAAUCCGUCUUCGCCAUCAAGGAGUUCUGGGUUUCGUCAAAGAAAACAUCCGACUGGGAGCAGAACCUGUGCCUCGGAUUCGAAAAGAUCGGCAUAGACUGCACAGGCAGACUAAGCGGAUUCAUCGCUCUCCAGAAGUUCCAGCUGCGAACAUCGAUUCAGUGGCCGGAGCGAGAGGCGGCGCUCAACGAGACGCCCCUCAUCCAGGCGUCUGUCGGGUUCAGCCAGUUCCGAGUGAAGGCAGCAUUCGACUACCAGGCCUUCCUCGUUGCCGACAUAACAUCUCUCGAACUCCUCAUGUACAACGUUCGUCGCAGCCUCGAGGGCACAGGAGACCGGCUCGUUGCCAUUUUUGACGGAGACGCGGUGCAAGUCUUUGGCACCACAACGUCGGCAGCACAGGGUGUCGCGUUGUACCAAGCAUUCCAGAAGCUCAUACAGGAGAGGCGGGCCAACUUUGAAAUGUCUCUGCAGGAGAUUGAGAAGUUUAUGAGGAGACGGUCAUACCAAAACACCGUCGCGUCUCCCCAUCUCACAAGCGCGCCCAAGUUCCGGGAGGAAGACACGUUAUCCAAGUCUCCAAUCUCGCUGGAUACGGAUGUUGUGGUGACGCUCAAGGCGUUGAAUUUGGGCGUAUUCCCAAGCACCUUUUCCGACCACCAGGUGUUCAAGAUGGAGGCAUUGGGCGCGGAGGCACGAUUCGCAGCCAGCAUCGAGCAGCGGCGCGUCCACAGCAUCCUAGCACUCACGCUCGGCCAAUUGAGGAUCGGUCUCGCGGGGGUCAGGAACAUUGAAGCGCCCAAAACGCUCAGCGAGAUAUCGGUCGAGGAUGUCGUUCAGAGGGCCACGGGGUCGCGCGGCGGAACGAUCCUCAAAGUACCAAAAGUGGGAGCGGUGAUGCAGACAUGGCAGACGCCCAAUCGCAACCGGAUCGACUACAUCUUCAAGAGCGCGUUCGAGGGCAAGGUCGAGGUGGGAUGGAACUACUCGCGCAUCAGCUAUAUCCGCGGCAUGUGGGCCAACCAUUCCAAGUCGCUGGAGCAGACCUGGGGCAAAGAGCUCCCGCUCACAGCCAUCAAGGUGACAGGAGUGCCGGACACGGAAGAGCAACAGGGGGGCGGGUCAUCGCAGCAGAAGAUCACGGCCGAAGUCACGGUGCCGCAGUCCAAGUACGACUACGUCGCGCUGGAACCGCCCAUCAUCGAAACGCCACAAUUGAGAGACAUGGGCGAGGCCACGCCACCGCUGGAAUGGAUCGGGCUUCACAGGGACCGGCUGCCUAAUCUGACGCACCAGAUUGUCAUUGUUGCUCUGCUAGAGCUGGCCGGCGAGGUGGAGGACGCUUAUUCCAAGAUAUUGGGAUCGUGAGAAACGAGGAGUCCGGCGUUGACUCAUUCGGCAUGGCAUAAGCAAAGCAUCGGGGACAGGCAGUCUUGCUGGCGUUGAGGCUUUAAGGGAGUUGGGCUUUUUAGAGGUCUGAGAGUAGUGUAAGCAUCCUCAUAAUGGAGCAAGAGGAGCAUAUCACAGGUGGAAUAACCGGGACCAAGAAAGAUGGUCUACCGACUAAGUUAGUAAUGUUAUCCUUGGCGACUGACGAAGUUUAUCCAAAGUGAUGCCCUCGGUAUACUCACCGAGAUGAUUCACGUGUCUGACGAGCAGGUUGAUGCGGCUGGCCGGGGACUCAGAGGGCAAGCUUGUACCUGCGUAAGGUAAGUGGAACGCCGGGGACGAGGCAGUCAGCCACAGUAAAACCGGUGAACUCGGUGACUAAGGUAAGUUCAAAACUUGAAGUGGCGGUGGUGACUCAAAGCUCCGGCCGGCAGCGACG
Colletotrichum destructivum is the source of this 10555-nucleotide messenger RNA. RefSeq names its product Putative bridge-like lipid transfer protein family member 1. Lineage: Eukaryota; Fungi; Ascomycota; Sordariomycetes; Glomerellales; Glomerellaceae. Bases 421 to 10095 code for a protein of 3224 amino acids. The transcript has 3 exons. Gene Ontology annotation, cellular component: membrane. Gene Ontology annotation, biological process: fermentation. The record is from RefSeq and is a predicted model, not a curated record.